AUGAUGAGAGGUUCACCUAGGAGUAUAGAAGAGUUCCUGUACAGAACGUUGAUGAAUAGCGAGGGCUUUCAUCGCUUCGUCCGUCGGAUCUAUUACAAAGUUAACGGGCUAGAGGAGCCGAUGAGCGGCAGGCCUGCGGCUCACGUUGAGCAGGUGUUUCGACCCACCAGGCUACAGAAAUUCAAAGCCUACCGAAUCCUUUUUUGGGACGAGAUGAGGGCCGUAGUUGGGCUAAACCGGAGGUUUAACAGACAUCUCUAA
Lachancea thermotolerans CBS 6340 is the source of this 261-nucleotide messenger RNA. RefSeq names its product Mrx7p (gene MRX7). The coding region runs from base 1 to 261 and encodes 86 amino acids. Lineage: Eukaryota; Fungi; Ascomycota; Saccharomycetes; Saccharomycetales; Saccharomycetaceae. The record is from RefSeq and is a predicted model, not a curated record. The transcript has a single exon.